Molecule: messenger RNA, 499 nt
Organism: Caenorhabditis sp. 36 PRJEB53466
Lineage: Eukaryota; Metazoa; Nematoda; Chromadorea; Rhabditida; Rhabditidae
Source: the annotation of a GenBank genome assembly
AUGCGUACAUUCCUUGUGUUCCUGUUCGUUGUGUCCACUCGAGCUUUGGAGCCGCCUCAAGCCGUCAGAAUCCUGCAAAAUCAUCUGGAUCAGUUCAAAAACGCGAUUGACAACCGCGACGCGCGCGCACUUUUUCUUCUUUUCCGCCCGCAAUCCGGUCAGUUCGGCUGUGGCUGUGUGAAUCGCUGAAAAAUCGCCGAAUUUUUUAAGGCGACGUGCUCCUCGCCGACGCGCUCUUCAAAAUGUACGAAGGCGCGGUGUUCACCGUCCAGAAUGCCGUGCAGGACGUCAAAAAUCAGCGAAUCGAGGGCGACGUGUGGGUGUACACGAUGUCGAUGCCCGCCGGAACUCACUAUCGUGCCGUCAUCAAAGGGGUACACUUUUGGAGUGCUUUUUUUUGUGGAAAAAACUCACAGAGCGUUUUGAAUUGCAGGGCAAGCCGAUGAGUCCGACGAGGUACGAGAUUCAGAGCAUGCGACUUGUCCGAUUGGGAAAGUAG